Anastrepha obliqua is the source of this 1763-nucleotide messenger RNA. It is a transcript of the gene UQCR-C1, whose product is annotated as mitochondrial-processing peptidase subunit beta. NCBI's taxonomy places the organism in Eukaryota, Metazoa, Arthropoda, Insecta, Diptera, Tephritidae. The coding region runs from base 96 to 1514 and encodes 472 amino acids. Gene Ontology annotation, cellular component: mitochondrion. Gene Ontology annotation, molecular function: metal ion binding; metalloendopeptidase activity. The record is from RefSeq and is a predicted model, not a curated record. The transcript is spliced from 6 exons.
AAAGUGCCAGUUCUACUGUCUGGUUUGUGUAAAGUCGUCGAGACGAAUUGUUUAAUAUAUUUUAAGCAAAUUCUUUAAAAGAACAAUUUGAAACGAUGGCGUUGCGAGUCCUUUCUGUUUCUCAGAAUUUACGCCAGCUCUCGAGAGGAGCUGAGAUUUUAAAACGCUAUAAGGCAACUGCCAGCCUUAAGAAGAUUCUCGUGAAUAUUCCAGCCACCCAGGUAACCCGUUUGGAUAAUGGACUGCGUGUUGCUAGUGAAGACUCUGGUGCCGCUACUGCUACUGUUGGUCUUUGGAUCGAUGCUGGAUCUCGCUCGGAAACAGAAAAGAACAAUGGUGUUGCACAUUUUUUGGAACAUAUGGCUUUCAAGGGUACUGCUAAACGUUCUCAAACCGAUUUAGAAUUGGAAGUUGAGAAUUUAGGCGCACAUUUGAAUGCUUACACCUCUCGCGAGCAGACCGUGUUCUAUGCUAAAUGUUUAUCGAAAGAUGUCCCAAAAGCUGUUGAAAUUUUGGCCGAUAUCAUUCAAAAUUCCAAAUUGGGUGAAUCCGAAAUCGAACGUGAACGAUCAGUUAUUCUUCGUGAAAUGCAAGAAGUUGAAAGCAACUUGCAGGAAGUAGUGUUCGACCACUUACACGCCACCGCCUAUCAAGGCACCCCAUUAGGUCAGACCAUCCUAGGACCCACAAAAAAUAUUAAGUGCAUCGGUAAGCAAGAUCUCUCCGAAUAUAUAUCAACUCAUUACAAAGCCUCCCGAAUUGUGCUUUCUGGUGCUGGCGGUGUUAAACAUGACGAGCUGGUUAAAUUGGCGCAACAGAAUUUAUGUGGCUUGGAAAACACUUAUAAUGGCAAACCACCUGUAGUAACACCAUGUCGUUUCACCGGCUCGGAAGUGCGUGUACGUGACGACUCUUUGCCACUUGCACAUGUUGCCAUUGCUGUAGAAGGCUGCGGUUGGACUGAUCAGGAUAAUAUCCCUUUGAUGGUUGCAAAUACUCUGAUCGGGGCUUGGGAUCGCUCUCAAGGUGGUGGAGUUAACAAUGCUUCGAAUUUGGCACGUGCCAGCGCUGAAGACAAUUUGUGCCACAGUUUCCAGUCAUUCAACACCUGCUACAAGGACACUGGUUUGUGGGGUAUCUACUUCGUUUGUGAUCCUUUGCAGUGCGAGGACAUGUUGUUUAAUGUGCAAACCGAAUGGAUGCGCCUCUGCACAAUGGUGACCGAGGCUGAAGUCGAACGCGCCAAGAAUUUGUUGAAGACUAACAUGUUGCUCCAACUUGAUGGUACCACACCUAUUUGCGAAGAUAUUGGUCGUCAAAUGCUCUGCUACAAUCGUCGUAUUCCAUUGCACGAACUGGAGCAACGCAUUGAUGCCGUAAGCGUUAGCAAUGUACGUGAUGUGGCCAUGAAGUACAUUUAUGACAGAUGCCCUGCUGUUGCUGCUGUCGGCCCCGUCGAGAACCUGCCUGAAUACAACAGAAUCCGCUCAUCGAUGUACUGGUUAAGAGUCUAAUUGAAUUGCGAAGACGAAAAACUUCUUCGGUCAAUUUAGUGUAAUUUGGGAGAAACUAAAAUAAAACCACAUGAAGAUAAUAUCCAAAGCUGAACGAGCCCCUUAGUGUGAAUCCGAAAAAUAAUUGUAUAGUUAAAUGCUGUAGGAAAAAAUUUGGAAAUAUGUCCCUGACGGAAAAUCGGAAAAUGUAUUACCAAGAGUUGCAUAAUCAAAUUUCAAUAAUGAAAUAAAUUUAAUUUAAUAAUAUAA